This is a messenger RNA of Durio zibethinus, 2391 nucleotides long. RefSeq lists its product as uncharacterized. Gene Ontology annotation, biological process: regulation of transcription by RNA polymerase II. The record is from RefSeq and is a predicted model, not a curated record. Lineage: Eukaryota; Viridiplantae; Streptophyta; Magnoliopsida; Malvales; Malvaceae. Gene Ontology annotation, cellular component: NuA4 histone acetyltransferase complex.
CUUUGGACAACCUUUAUAAAAAAAAAAGGAAAACACUUGCAUGCCAACUUCGAAACGAUACAGUUGGAAGGCCGCCACUGGCCCCGUUAUCCUCUAUGUCUCCUCAGUGGUCCUUAAGGAAUUCAUCUCCAAUAUAGCCCGACCCAAACCGUUAUUCUCUGUUCCAAAAUCUUUCCUCUUUACUGUUCAGUAUUUUCUUUUACUACACACAAUCCCAGAGAAUCCCGCUCAGCGGCAGCCAAACCCUAGAAUCUCCCUCUUCCCUCCCCCGUAACGACUCGCCUAUGUAAGCCUAUCCAAUUUUCAAUCUUCGUUACCCAAUUCCGCUAUUUCCAAUCAUUCCGCUCCCAACAGUUCCAUUUAAUUUCGCUAUAAACCAAUGCAUGCAAUUGCAAAAUUUCCCCCUUUUUUUAAACAGAAUUUGAAAUUGAAUGAUUAAGUGGAUUUUCGCUUUGCAUUUUGUUAAUUUUUUUCUCUAGUUUGUUGGUUUCGAUGUGGGAUGAGUUAAUUGAUUAAGAGAGCUGUAAGGGGAAAGAAAAAAAAGGGACGGAAAAAAAAUGAGUAGGCUAUCAUUUAGGCCACGCCCAUUAGACAUUCACAAGAAGCUGCCAAUUGUUAAGUCAGUUAAAGACUUCGAAGACGAUGAGACUCCUACUUCCGCCACUCGUAUUUCUCAAAUGCUGCGUCUUGCUGCUGCCGAGGUCGAUACCGAGGUACAAUCAAUCCCUACCAAGAAACUCGCUCCUGAAAUACCUAUACCUCAGUUUGUUGUUGUGGAUACAUAUGAAAGAGAUUAUUCUUGCACAUUCUUUCAACCCACAUCCUAUUUACGAGCGAGGGGAGCCCGGGCUGAGAUUGGGGAGUUUGUUGAGUACGAUCUAGAUAAUGAGGAUGAAAAUUGGCUUCAAGAGUACAACAAGGAUAAGAAGAUUCUUGCACCUGAAAGGUUGGAGAGUCUUCUUUUUAAGUUGGAGGUGUUGGAUCAUAAAGCUCGGGAAAGAGCAGGAGUUAUAACACCUCCUGUUUCACCAAUUCCUGUGCUUUUGACAAUGGAUGCUGCUAUUGAGGCCUUGCAAUCUCAAUCCAUCAAAUAUGGAGUCUUUCAAUCAAUUUAUGACUAUUGGAAAGAAAAGCGUGAACAGUGGCAGAAGCCUAUUUUACGGUGUUUGCAGCCUCCUCCACCAGUUAAUGAUAACAACCCCUACAAUGUCUUUAGGCCAAGGGAGAAAGCUCACAGACUUCACACAAGAAGGAUGCAAAGGAGAGAAAACAAUGUGCAGUCAUUUGAAAAGCUUCGCCAGGUCAGACGCAACCUAGACCAAGCCAAGACCUUACUGGAGGCUUUAAUCAAGAGAGAAGAGAAGAAGAGAGAUGUUCUGGAGUGUGAAGUUAGCCUUCAGAGGAUCCAAAUGAAGUACAAGCAUGAAAUGGUGCUUCUUGAAGAUAUUAUGCUUCCUGGAUUUCUACCCAUAUCUAGCAAGUUUGGUUCAAGUGAUGAUGAGUUUAUGGACUCAGAUGACCUGGCAAACAGCCGUUCACGUACACAACCUGCUGCAGUUCAGAAUCCACCUCUAACAGAUUCUAAUGUGGCCAUGGCUUCCGCUGGAAGCGUUAAGAAAGAGUUUCGGCAGCAACAUUUGCUCCAUGGAUGGCACCAUAAACUGGAUCCUCUUGAGCCAGUUUUGCUGUUCACAAAACCGCUAGUUCCAGAUAAGCUGGCAGCUGCAAGCAUUGUACCCCCAUCUGAUUCUUCAACAAAAAAUAGUGCAUCUGCACCGCUCUAUAAAUUUCAUGGAAGAAUGGGCCGUGGGGGCCGAAUAGUAUUUGAUAGAUGGAAUCCUCUCAUGCAUACUCCAAUUGAUUGUGGCAACUCUUUCUACAUACGCCCGAAGCCCCGGCCUUCAACAUGUAACUAAUUUGAUUACUUUUGCCUGUUUCUUCCACCGCUCAGACUGGGGAUUCCACUGCAAAGAAAUUCAAUUGAUAUUUGUUGUAAUGAUAUACGGUGGGACUGAGCAAGAUCGGUAGUGAAUGUAUUUAGAGCCCUGCCUUUGGUUGUUUUCCACCGGCGCAGUGGCUAUGCAUCUGUGUGUGUUUUUUUUUUGCCUUAAGCUCGCAUUGCUUAUACGCACCUAUCUCUAUUUAUUUUUGGGUUAACAUGUAAAAUGAUUUUUGUAGCAUAUAUAUUAUGUCAGUAUGAUAUCUAAAAAAAUAAAAUUCAUAUUUAAGUAUUCUAAUUUUUAUUUUGUUAAGCAUUUUAGUAUUUCACAUUAUUACUGCCAAUUGAGUAGUUGAUGUAAGAUAAUGCUCACUAAAUCAUGUUAUGUGAGCAAAAAUUUUUAAAAAUUAAAAUUAAAAAAAGAAGAUGACUUUUUUAAAAAAUAAAAAAAA